Molecule: messenger RNA, 5217 nt
Organism: Manis pentadactyla (Chinese pangolin)
Lineage: Eukaryota; Metazoa; Chordata; Mammalia; Pholidota; Manidae
Gene: TEX14
Product: testis expressed 14, intercellular bridge forming factor
Exons: 33
Coding region: 256-4902 (1548 amino acids)
Biological process (GO): mitotic sister chromatid separation; attachment of spindle microtubules to kinetochore; mitotic spindle assembly checkpoint signaling
Cellular component (GO): kinetochore; midbody; intercellular bridge
Molecular function (GO): protein kinase activity; ATP binding; protein binding
Source: RefSeq, a predicted model, not a curated record
ACGCUCUCGGCGGACGUCCCGUGCCGCCUCUGCUGGCGCAGGUGCCCCAGAGGGACUGAAGUCGCUUGUCCUUUUGCUCAAGGGGACUGCACCCGGGGAGAUCCGAUGACCUCGGCUUCGCUGAAAGUUGGGAGGAGGCUGGAUUCCUGUCAGGAGAACCAUCUGAUGUCACUUCGGUCGGCGCGAGCCGGUCGGUCUUCCGAAGCAGCCUGUGCGUGAAGCUGCCCCGCCGUGACCUAAUCCGGGAGGUGGGGUAUGUCGGUUAAGCCUCUGGGCAUUUUGGAGCCGCCUUCCCUGGAAAGUUAUGCGAUGUCUCGGGCUGUUCAUCUUCCAGUCCCCUGUCCCGUACAGCUUGGUUCUAUAAGCAAUGACUCCCUGGAAGCUCAGCUUCAUGAUUAUGUCAGACAAGGAAACUACGUGAAAGUGAAGAAGAUUCUCAAGAAAGGAAUUUAUGUCGAUGCUGCUAACUCCCUGGGCCAGACUGCGCUUUUCGUUGCUGCACUAUUAGGCCUUAGAAAGUUAGUUGAUGUUCUGGUGGAUUAUGGAUCAGAUCCAAAUCACCGCUGCUUUGAUGGGAGCACCCCUGUCCAUGCAGCAGCCUUUUCAGGCAAUCAGUGGAUCCUCAGCAAACUGCUGGAUGCAGGGGGUGACCUUCGACUCCACGACGAGAAGGGUCAAAACCCACAGAUCUGGGCUCUGUCAGCAGGGAAGGAGCGCAGCACUGCGAUGGUGGAGUUCAUGCAGCGUUGCACCUCCCACAUGCAGGCCAUCAUCCAGGGUUUCUCCUGUGACCUCCUGAAGAAGAUUGACUCCCCUCGGCAGCUCAUCUGCAGCCUGCCCCGGUUUGGGGGCCUCGUGCAGGGAAACCCUAAUGGCUCUCCUAACCGACUGCUUAAAGCUGGAAUCAUUUCUGCCCAAAAUAUCUACAGCUUUGGCUUUGGGAAGUUUUAUCUCACAGGGGGUACACAGCUGGCCUAUCUAGGAUGUCUUCCAGUAAUUGGAGAGAAGGAAGUGAUUCAAGCUAAUGAUGAACCUACCUUCUCUUUCUUCAGUGGCCCUUACAUGGUCAUGACCAACCUGGUGUGGAAUGGGAACAGGGUCACAGUGAAGGAGCUGAACCUCCCCACCCACCCGCACUGCAGCAGGCUGCGGCUCGCCGACUUACUAAUUGCUGAGCAGGAGCACAGCAGCAAGCUGCGGCACCCCCACCUACUGCAGCUGAUGGCUGUGUGCCUGUCUCAGGAGCUGGAGAAGACCCACCUGGUGUAUGAGCGUGUCACUGUUGGCACACUGUUUGGUGUCCUCCAUGAACGGAGGUCCCAGUUCCCCAUGCUGCACAUGGAGGUGAUAGUGAACCUGCUGCUCCAGAUCGCUGAUGCCCUGAGGUACCUGCAUUCCCGGGGCUUUAUCCACCGCUCCCUCAGCUCCUAUGCCAUCCACAUCGUUUCCACAUGGGAAGCAAGGCUGACCAACCUGGAGUACAUGAUGGAAAGCCAGGACGGAGGUGGACACAGGGACCUGACUUGCAUACCUCUUCCGGCCCAGCUGUACAACUGGGCAGCCCCAGAGGUGAUCUUACAGAAGGCAGCCACAGUGAAGUCAGAUGUCUACAGCUUUUCAGUGAUCAUACAGGAGAUUCUAACAGACAACAUACCCUGGAAUGGCUUAGUUGGCUCAGUCAUCAAAGAAGCCAUUGUUUUGGGAAAUUAUUUAGAAGCUGACAGCAGGCUUCCAAAACCUUAUUAUGAUAUUGUUAAGUCAGGCAUCCAGGUCAAGCAGAAAGAUCGAACUAUGAACCUUCAAGAUAUCCAGUAUAUUCUGAAGAAUGACUUAAAGGAUUUUAUUGGAAGUCGGAGAACUCAGCCAACCGAGUUCUCCAGGGUGCAGAGAUGUGAACUCCAUCCUGAUGUCAGUGUCUAUCAAGGACUGACUUCAGAUCAUCCAAAAGAGCCCCCUGACUUGCAAUUAAAAGAACUGAAGGAAACAGGCAGUCAACCUCAGUCACCAAGGGGUCACUCUCCUCCCACUGAGAAAGCAACGCCAGAUCCUCAGGUCCCAGAUCCAAGUUUGACAGCCAAGGAGACUCAGAACCAAGAUGCUGCUGCUUCUGCUUGCUCUGUGCCGGAAGAGGCCAGGAGCCCCAGCCCAGGCCUGGCGAGCCUCUGCAGCUUUGAAAUCAAUGAAAUCUACUCAGGCUUCCUGGACAUGGGAGAUGACAAAGAGGAAGAGCCCCCGGGAGUGGGUUCAUCUCUCAAAGGGACUAGACCAAACCAGGUAGAUGGGUUGAAGUCCUUGGGAGAAGAGUUGGAAAAGAUGGAGAGAGAGGCAUUCUGUUUUUGCGAUGAGGACGAGAGUUCUUCAGAGGCUGACACAGAGUUCUCUUUUGAUGACUGGGACUGGCAGAAUGGUUCUCUCGAUUCACCCAGCCUCCCUGAGCCGGCCAGAGAGGCCAAGGGCAAUAUGAGCAACAGGUCCUUGACUGAAGAGUACAUUAGUAAGUGUGUGCUGAAUCUGAAGAUUGCACAGACGUUAAUGCACCAGAAUACUGAUUUGCUAAGGUCUAUCCAACAGAAGCUAGAUGAAGUUGAGAUGAUGCAGAAGGAGCGGGAGGAGCGCAUGUCUUCAUGGGCUUCCUCAAGAGAGUUUGCAGAUGUCUUCGACUUGCCUUUAGCCUUGGGACCCCCAACAGCCAACUAUGUUCCUCCUGUCACACAGCUGCAGGGGGAACAGCAGCUGCACUCUGCUGGCAACAGCCUGACCCUAGCAGGGUCUCCAAGAAUAGUGAGACACUUUCGAGGGGGACAUUUUGGCAAAAGGUGCAGGAAAAGAAGUGGCUGUGGCUGGAAAGCUCUCACCCAAGUCUCUGAAGAAAGCACUGGGGAUCAGUCAGAGAAGAGCCAUCAGCUGUCACCUCUUUUUGGCCCUCAAAAACAGAGCAUAGGUGGACACUUUCAGCCCACUGAGGGAGCCAAGGACACUUUGGAAAGAAGUAGGAACCAGAACACCAGCAGCCAGGGAAGGCCUGGAGAGUGCAGCAUCCAAGCCCAAGUUACACAGCUAAAUAGUGGCCUCUUCACUGUGUCCGGUCCCCCUCAGGGACCUCUAGUGUCACUCAGCCCUGGCCAGGGCCCUACUAGGACCAGUGUGGAAUCUGUAUCUUCUGAAAACUGUAAUACAAAGUCAAGAAAUAAUGAAGAUGAUGGAGAGGUACACUUAAAAUGGAAGACGGAGGUGAAAGAAAUGGCAGAGAAAGCAGCCACCGGGCAACUGGCAGUACCUCCUUGGCAUCCUCGCAGUAGUGUGACCUUAGAGGCUGAGGCUGAUUCCCUGCUGCCCAUUAGGGACCCUGAGAAUGUGGAUUGGCAGCGAGCUGUAGAGUAUCCCAGGAAAAAUGAUGAGCCGGAAGGAGAUGGCAAGUGUUACAAAAUGGGCAACAGUGACUGUGACGGUGACCAGCAUGGCAGACAGCCUGGGCCUCAAAGUUUCACUGGUAUCAGGCACCCAUCCCCCAGAAAAAAGGAGCAGCCAGAGCAUAGUGAAGUGUUUCAAGCAAGUUCUGAUGCAUCUGUGGCCACUGAGAAAUCUUCCAGUGAUCAGUUCAUGCAGUCAACUUGUUCACCGGAGUCUUCUGAGGAUGUAACAGAAGGUGAAUUUUUAACUCCAGACCGUGAAUAUUUUUACUCCUCAACUGCUCAAGAAAACAUAGCUCUAGAGAGGUCAAGUCCCAUAGAAGAGGACUUUGAAGGAAUACAAGAUGCAUUUCCCCAACCUCAAGGCUCGGGUGAGGAAAAAUUCCAAAUGAGAAAAAGUCUUGGAAAGAAUGCUGAGAUUUUGACUGGGUCUCAAUUCCAACCUAUACAAAUUACCGGUGGUGACCAAGAGGAGACGUUAAAGGAGCCACAAGAGGAAGUGGAAGAGAAAGACAUAUCACUGACAGACAUUCAAGACCUGUCUAGUAUCUCCUAUGAACAAGAUAGUUCUUUUAAGGAAGUCUCAUGCAAAACACCGAAAAUGCGCCACGCACCCACUAGUGUCAGCACUCCGCUCAGCCCAGGGUCAUGUUCUUCCGUUGCCAGUCGGUAUAAAGACUGCCUUGAAAGUAUCACAUUUCAGGUUAAAACAGGAUCUACCUCAUGCUGGAACAGUCAGGAAUCUGUUCAAACAUUGUCUGAUAAAUUUACAACUGUCCGAGAGAAAGCAGAGAACCUAGAUUCCCUUCUUACUUCCUCUGAAACUCUUCCUUCAGGAUUGAUUGAUCUUAAAAGAUUGUCUACAUUUACUGGGGCUCAUUCCUCCAGCGCUGCUCAGGCACCAGACUCACCGACCCCUGCCACCCAGAGGAGAAGCCCUCCACAAGAACUAGUAGAAGCCAUCUCACAGUGUCACAUCGAUGAGCUACCACCACCAUCACAGGAGCUACUUGAUGAAGUUGAGCGCUUGAAGCAGCAGGAGGCCUCACCCUCAGUGUCAGGCGAGAAUGCUGCAAGUCAUCCUGGCACAACUGCAAAUGAUCGAAGACACUUAGAAGAACAAGAAAGUAACAGUAAAAAAGAAGAUAGCAGUUUGCUUUGGACCAAAGAAACUCAGGAUCUAGACAAGGACACAGAGAGAGCUCACUCUACCCUCGACGAGGACCUGGAACGAUGGCUGCAGCCACCUGACGACAGCAUGAGGCUACAGGAUCUUCCUAGGAGCUCUGCAAGGGAGACACUUACCAAAGAUCAAGAAGUUGGUGAAAAGAAGAGAAAAGGGGAAGAAGGCAUCAAGCCAGAGAGAAGGAAAUUAGACAUUUUUUUAGGAACUUCUGAAGAAGAGGAACUAAAACCCUGUUCUUGGAAGCGACUGGGUUGGUCGGAACCAUCCAGGAUAAUCGUACUGGAUCAGAGUGACUUGUCAGACUGACUGGAAUUGGGUCGUGAAUGGACUUCUGCCCUCCCUGAGUUUGAACAUCCAGCUUGUGAGCUCCCUCCUCCCCUCGUCCGCGUCAGUCACCAUCAGGGCAGUGAGUCUAUACCUCAAGCUUUGUUCAGCUGCUACAAUAGACUGAACAAUUUGGCCCUGUCUGUUUGCAGCACAUGUAGCCUCUUGUUUUCAAUCAGAUUUCUGAAAAGUGAAAAGUAGGUUCGAUUGUAAAAAUUUCUCAUUUGUUCCCAAAAUGGCUUUUAGUUUUGUUGAAAACCUUUAACUCCUGUUACAAAAUAAAAUGUUUACUUUUAA